ACUACCCAUCUCCGCGUUUUCUUCUUCUGUACAUUUGUUCGCUUCCCUUCUUCACUCUGUCUCUCUGUCUCUAUUAUCUAUCUCAAUAAACAAUUCUCUGAACUGAACCACUCCACAACUAACUUACAAAAACCCUUUGAAUAGUUUCCAUCAUCUUCAGAUCAGAGCAGAGCACCCAACGAUACAAAGAAAUCUGUGUGUGAAGUACUAAAGAGAAAAUGGGAUCUGGAACUGGAAACUUCCUCAAGGUUGUUGCUAACAACUUCGACGUUCUCGCCGGGCCUGUCGUCAGUCUUGUUUAUCCUCUGUACGCCUCAAUUAGGGCUAUUGAGACCAAAUCUCCUGAAGAUGAUAGGCAAUGGCUUACUUAUUGGAUCCUCUAUUCUAUGAUCACUCUCUUCGAGCUUACCUUUGCCAAACUCAUUGAAUGGAUCCCGAUUUGGUCGUAUGCGAAGCUGAUUCUAACAUGCUGGUUGGUCAUACCGUACUUCAGUGGUGCAUCAUAUGUUUAUGAGCAUUAUAUCAGGCCUUUCUACCUUAAUCCACAGAAUGUUAACAUUUGGUAUAUCCCAAAGAAGGACAUCUUCAGUACGAAGGAUGACAUUAUAACUGCUGCUGAGAAAUACAUAGCAGAAAAUGGCCCAGAUGCAUUUGAGGAUAUCAUCAGCAAGGCUGAUAGGGAAGCGAAGUCCAGGAGUAGCAGUUUCAUGUUUUUUGAUGAGGAUCACAGAUACUGAGCCGUUGCACCAUGUUCUUACUGCUGACCAGUUUGGUUGAAGGAAACACCUUUCAACUGUUCUUAUGAUCAUCUAUGUGGUGGAUACUUUAUUUUGUUUCAUGUUGUUUCAGAAACUACUUGUCUUCUUGUGUGAUAGUAUGUAAUUAUUGUCACUAGUUGCUUUUCGCCUUCUUAUGAAUAGACUCUUCUAUUAGCUAGUCAAGUACAAAGCACUAGUUCAAAAAUUCAUAAAAAA
Molecule: messenger RNA, 974 nt
Organism: Camellia sinensis
Lineage: Eukaryota; Viridiplantae; Streptophyta; Magnoliopsida; Ericales; Theaceae
Product: HVA22-like protein a
Source: RefSeq, a predicted model, not a curated record